This is a messenger RNA of Solanum dulcamara, 1813 nucleotides long. Its product is annotated as cytochrome P450 704C1-like. Gene Ontology annotation, molecular function: heme binding; oxidoreductase activity, acting on paired donors, with incorporation or reduction of molecular oxygen; iron ion binding. The transcript is spliced from 6 exons. Lineage: Eukaryota; Viridiplantae; Streptophyta; Magnoliopsida; Solanales; Solanaceae. The coding region runs from base 33 to 1598 and encodes 521 amino acids. The record is from RefSeq and is a predicted model, not a curated record.
UGUAACACCUUCUACUCCUAUGAAGUAUAUAAAUGAUAGUACAUUAUAAGCCAAAUAUGCACAAGGACACAUCAGUGGUUUCCAUGGAUAUUCUUCAUAGUUCCAUUAUUUCCAUAACAGCCACCAUUCUCUCACUUGUCUUUUGUGGAUUCAUAGUUCAUCUUCUGACCAGAAAACUACAUGGAAAAAGGAGAUACCAUCCAAUUGGUGGCACCAUUUUCAAUCAGCUCAUCAACUUCCACAGGUUGCACCAUUACAUGACUGAUCUUGCUGACAAGUACAAGACUUACAGAUUGAUUAGCCCUUUCAGGAAUGAGAUUUAUACUUCUGAACCUGCUAACGUCGAGUACAUUCUCAAAACUAACUUUGACAACUAUGGCAGGGGGUGGUAUCAUUACAACAAUCUAAAGGACCUGCUAGGGGAUGGGAUUUUCACAGUUGAUGGUGAUAAGUGGCGAGAACAGAGGAAAUUGUCAAGCCAUGAAUUCUCGACAAGGGUCUUGAGGGAUUUCAGCAGUGUGGUCUUUAGAAAAAAUGUGGCAAAGCUUGCCCAUAUAUUGUCCAAAGCAGCCAGUUCCAAAAAGACAGUGGAUAUUCAAGAUCUUUUCAUGAAAACAACUCUAGAUUCUAUAUUCAGAGUUGCCUUUGGAGUUGAGCUAGACAGCAUGUGUGGGUCAAAUGAAGAAGGCAAAAAGUUUAGUGAUGCAUUUGACAAUGCAAGUGAAAUGACACUUUGGAGGUAUGUUGAUGUCUUCUGGAAGAUUAAAAGAGCUCUCAAUAUCGGAUCAGAAGCCAAGUUAAGGGACAAUAUAACAACUAUUGAUGAGUUUGUCUAUAAGCUAAUCCACAGAAAAACUGAACAGAUGAGUAGACCUCAAGCUGAUUUAUCUUGGAAGAAAGAAGACAUUUUGUCAAGGUUUCUGCAAAUAACUGGAACUGAUCCAAAGUUUUUGCGUGAUAUAAUAUUGAGCUUCAUAAUAGCUGGCAAAGAUACAACAGCAACCACCCUUUCUUGGUUCAUAUAUGUGCUUUGCAAGUACCCUCAUGUACAGGAGAAAGUAGCACAAGAGAUUAAAGAAGCAACAACUGAGAAAGAAGAUGCAACAGACAUAAUGGAUUUUGCUGCCAAUGUGAGUGAAGAUGUCCUUGAAAAGAUGCAAUAUCUUCAUGCAGCAUUGACAGAGACUCUUAGGCUCUAUCCUGCAGUUCCAGUGGAUGGAAAAAUAUGCUUUUCGGAUGACACCUUACCAGAUGGAUUCAGCGUGAACAAAGGGGACAUGGUGUCUUACCAACCAUAUGCAAUGGGAAGAAUGAAAUUUAUAUGGGGUGAUGAUGCAGAAGAAUAUAAACCAGAGAGAUGGCUCGAUCUGGAUGGUUUCUUCAGGCCAGAGAACCCCUUCAAAUUUACAGCUUUCCAGGCAGGCCCACGAAUCUGCUUGGGGAAGGAAUUUGCUUACAGGCAGAUGAAGAUAUUCUCUGCUGUGUUGUUACGUUACUUUGUUUUCAAGAUGAGUGAUGACAAGAAGACUGUCAAUUACAGGACAAUGAUUAAUCUUCACAUCGAUGGGGGACUGCAUGUUCGUGUCUUUCACAGAUAGGCCAUGGAUAUACCAAAGAUAGCAAAUAUGACAAUGCCAGUCCUCUUAUUCCAGAAUGUAAGAAGUCUUAUCAAAUUACACUGGCCAUGCCAAAAGGUGUCAUUGUUACACAUUUCUCUUCUUUUUACCCUUCACACUCUUUGUUUUCAUGACAAGUAGUUUGAGUUUUCCAAUGGAAAAAUAUAUAUAAAUAUGAUAUGAAUUUAGAGCUAUAA